Messenger RNA from Trichoderma asperellum CBS 433.97, 4470 nucleotides. RefSeq lists its product as uncharacterized. NCBI's taxonomy places the organism in Eukaryota, Fungi, Ascomycota, Sordariomycetes, Hypocreales, Hypocreaceae. The record is from RefSeq and is a predicted model, not a curated record. Gene Ontology annotation, cellular component: plasma membrane. Gene Ontology annotation, biological process: phospholipid translocation; post-Golgi vesicle-mediated transport; endocytic recycling. Gene Ontology annotation, molecular function: ATPase-coupled intramembrane lipid carrier activity; ATP binding; magnesium ion binding.
AUGGCCCAAGACACAUUGCUGAGAGAAGGGCUGUUGGACGCCAGACCAAAGCCCGCCGCCAAUAAGACGAAAUCGCCCUUUUCUCUCGCUGCUAAGAAGUAUGGGUAUAGUAGGAUAGCGAAGGGGACGAAGGCAAGUCGGAAGCCCGGAUCUGGGUGGAAAGCUCAGGCUGAAGCAUUCGUUCAAAAUCUCUACCGGAGAGUUGUUUUGGAAACAAUUCUUCGUCGCAAACCAUUGCCGCCCUCCAAAGACGGGCGUCAUAUUCCUCUUAACCCAUCGGGCGUCGAUCCCGGUGGCCUCAUAGAUGAACGCAGUAACCAACCUUACAUUAGCAACUUUAUUCGUUCCAGCCGCUACACAGUCUACGAUUUUGUCCCGAAGCAGCUUGUCUUUCAGUUCAGCAAGCUUGGAAACUUUUACCUCCUUGUUAUGGGCAUUCUUCAGGUAAUUCCUGGCCUGAGCACUGUUGGAAGAUGGACAACAAUUGCCCCACUGGCCGGCUUCGUAGCCUUUAGCAUGGCCAAAGAAGGCUAUGAUGACUACCGGCGGUAUCAACUCGAUAAGGCGGAGAAUCGCAGCAUGACCUGGGUUUUGGCCCAUGGCGUAAGAGAAGGGAAAGAGAGGCCACGAAUGUCGGUAUGGAAAAAUGUAAUGAAGAGAAAAAGAAAAGGCAAUAAGAAACGACUCGGAGCAGAUGAGGACGAUGUUAUUCUGCAAGACAUUGAAGAAGGGACCCUUGCCAGAUUGGACGAGACGAACGACUGGAUGUAUGUGCAGUGGCAACAUGUCCAAGUAGGAGACAUUGUACGCCUCCGUCGCGACGAACCAGUACCCGCCGAUAUGGUCGUGCUUCAUGCUACAGGGCCGAACGGCGUCGCAUAUAUCGAGACAAUGGCGCUGGAUGGCGAGACUAACCUUAAAGCUAAACAGGCCUGUCCUCUGCUUGCAGAUAGAUGUGACACAGUAGACGGGCUCCGGUCGGCUCAUGCUACAGUGGUAUCCGAGGAUCCCAACCUCGACUUAUACAAUUAUGUUGGAAGGGUUACCAUCGACAGCGGCGAAACCGUACCACUAUCGUUGAGCAAUGUCGUCUAUCGAGGCUCCAUACUGCGAAAUACUACAAUGGCUAUCGGACUUGUGAUCAACUCGGGCGAGGAAUGCAAAAUCCGCAUGAACGCGAACAAGCACGUGCAUGCCAAAAAGCCGGCAAUGCAGUCUACAAUUAACAAAAUGGUCCUUGUUCAGAUUUCCAUUGUUAUCUCUCUCGCCGUUGGAUUGACUAUUGGAUAUUAUAGAUGGCACAGCGACACAGAAGAAGAAUCUUUCUACCUCGUCAAUGUUCCCUUAUACGACGCAAGCGUACCGUUUAAGCAGAUUUUCUUUGGGUUCUUGAUAAUGUUUAACACAUUGAUUCCGCUAUCGUUGUACAUUAGCUUGGAAAUUAUCAAGAUCGGACAGCUCUUCUUGCUGCAGGACGCGGAUAUGUAUGAUCCGGUCACGGAUACUCCCAUGAUAGCCAAUACCACGACCAUUUUGGAGAAUCUUGGUCAGGUGAGCUAUGUGUUUUCGGACAAAACGGGGACUUUAACAGAGAACUUGAUGCGGUUUCGGAAAUUGAGCGUUGCUGGUGUUGUUUGCCUUCACGAUAUGGAUACACAGGAUGAUGGGACGGCCAAGAUGAAGUCUCAAGCAAAGGGAAAGCAGCCUGUUUGGACGACAUCCAUGAUGAUGAGCCAAGGGGAGGGUGACGAGAUGGGGCAGACGAACUUCUCUGGACAGGUAACGGAUCUGCAUAACGCAACUCCUGACAUGAAAACCGAAGAGCUACUUGACUACAUCCGUCGGCGGCCCAACACCCCCUUUUCUCUUAAGGCCAAAUUUUUUUUGCUUUGUAUAGCCCUAUGCCAUACUUGUUUACCGGAGACCAACGAAGGCGGAGAUAUCGACUACCAGGCCGCAUCCCCUGACGAGCUGGCCCUUAUCGAGGCGGCACGGGAUCUGGGGUACGUGCUCAUCGAUCGACCAGCUCAAUCCAUCAAGCUGCAGAUUCAAGGUAUAGAUGGGGCGCUACAGACGGAAACGUAUCAAGUAUUGGACGUGAUUGAGUUCAGCAGCAAAAGAAAGCGAAUGUCUAUUAUUGUUAGAAUGCCUGACAACCGAAUUUGUGUCUUUUCCAAAGGUGCGGAUAACGUUAUAAUGUCUCGUCUCAGGCUUAAUCAAGUGGCUGCACAAAAGGUCAAGGAUGUCAAUCGCCGAGCAAGCGUGAGGAAAACGUUUGAACAGGACAAAGCAAUUAGACGCAUGAGCACUCAAAUCAUUAGGAAGUCUUCUAUUCGCAAUAGCUUUGGUUUAGCCCGAAGUAAAUCAAGCGCUGGACUCGAAGGUCUAAGAAGAAGCAUGAGCAGGCGGUCUGCAGAUAUUAAUCGGCUCUCACAGGCCGAAGGCGUCGCCUCGUGGCUGCAUAGGCGGAAUACAGAAGAAAUGGUGUCCCCUCGGCCUUCGAUUGAUAUCCUACGGAGCCCGAGACAGAGUUUGGGGCGCAUGCCAUCGUUCGACUAUAGGGAUUAUUCUGGCGAGGAUGAUAACAGAAUAGACGAAUUAGUGGCCGCUGAUGAAGCGAUGAUAUUUGAAAAGUGCUUCCAACACGUGGACGACUUUGCCGCGGACGGGUUACGGACGCUAUUAUAUGCCUAUCGAUAUAUUGAUGAAGAGACCUAUACACAGUGGAAAAAUCAGUACAAAGAGGCAGAAACGAGCUUAGUUGAUCGCCAGGAACGCAUUGAAAUAGCAGGCGAGAAAAUCGAAGAGGAGUUUGAGCUUGCUGGAGCUACAGCCAUUGAAGAUAAGCUCCAGGAAGGGGUCCCGGAAACCAUUGACAAGCUGAUGCGUGCGAACAUUAAAGUCUGGAUGCUCACAGGCGAUAAGAGAGAAACUGCCAUAAAUAUUGGGCACUCAGCGCGAGUUUGCAAACCGUUUUCGGAGAUUUACAUCUUGGAUGCUUCCAAGGGGAAAAUACAAGAUGCCAUAACGACGACACUUACUGAAGUCGGACGAGGCAUGGUACCUCACUCGGUUGUUGUUGUAGAUGGACAGACACUGGCCGUAAUCGAUGCCGAUGAUGAUCUUGCUGCUUUAUUCUACGAUCUGAUUGUACGGGUUGACUCUGUCAUUUGCUGCAGGGCGUCGCCUUCUCAGAAAGCUAAUCUGGUCAAAUCCAUACGACGAUUUGUGCCUGAGAGUAUGACUCUGGCAAUCGGCGACGGAGCAAACGAUAUUGGCAUGAUUCAGGCUUCACAUGUGGGCAUAGGAAUUUCUGGGCGUGAAGGUCUCCAGGCGGCGAGGAUAGCCGAUUAUUCGAUUGCCCAGUUCCGGUUCCUUCAGAAGCUGCUAUUUGUGCACGGUCGAUGGAACUACAUCCGGACGGGCAAGUAUGUCUUGGCCACGUUUUGGAAGGAGACCUUCUUCUACCUCAUACAGGCACAGUUUCAACGGUUUAACGGCUAUACGGGCACUUCUCUCUACGAAUCAUGGAGCCUUACGCUUUUCAACGGCGCGUUCACGUCUCUGCCUGUGAUUUUGCUCGGUAUUUUCGACAGAGAUCUGCAGGCGUCGACCUUGCUGUCUGUGCCGGAGCUGUAUACUUUUGGCCAGCAGAGGCAAGGGUUCAACUUGAUGCAGUAUCUGGGCUGGAUGAUCCUGGCUGUUGCAGAGAGCUUUGUGACGUUUUACUUUAUGCUGGAGGCGUUUGAGAGCAUUCUGUUUACGGAAGACAAUGGACUGUAUGCGAUGGGGUCGAUAUGUUUCAGCGCUGGCGUGAUUUUCAUCAAUGUGAAGUUGCUGCUUCUCGAGUUCCACAGUAAAACGUUGAUUCCACUUAUUGGACUCGCUGUAGAAGUCACUGGAUGGUUUGUCUGGAAUUUAUUUCUAUCCGCCAUAUACCCUAGAACAGUUGGUCCUAUAUCGGUGAGGGAUGCGUUUCUACACACUUUCGGGGACCGACUUUCCUGGUGGACUACGCUGGUCCUCACGUUAGCCACCCUCAUAAUCAUAGAGUUGGCUGUGCAGGCUAUUCGCCGAGUAUACUGGCCCACCGACCAGGAUUUGAUGCAACGGAUAGAGAAGGAUGCCAACUCGAAGCAAAUAUUGAGACAGUACGCCGCCGAUGGAGCUGGAGACCUGGAAAGGGGAAAAGCUCAAGCACAGGGAAUUGAAUUGGAAGAAAUUAGACUACAGCCUGGUCUUCAGCGAGAGGAGGGGGUCACGCUACUGACGGAACGUGAGAGGAGUGUAGAGAGAAGUCAGAGCCCCCAGCCUAUCAGCGCAGUUUCGAGAAGAAGCUUCCAGGAUUUGGCUCCGAGAAGGUCGGUUAGGAUGAGCCACGAUGACUAUCGGCCGCCGAACUUUACGCCGCUGGCGGAAGAGAGGGAAAUUCCAUAUGAAGACGUUGAAGAAACAAGAGAGGGUGCGUGA